Messenger RNA from Penicillium chermesinum, 6942 nucleotides. Its product is annotated as non-ribosomal peptide synthetase. Gene Ontology annotation, cellular component: cytoplasm. NCBI's taxonomy places the organism in Eukaryota, Fungi, Ascomycota, Eurotiomycetes, Eurotiales, Aspergillaceae. The record is from RefSeq and is a predicted model, not a curated record. The transcript is spliced from 2 exons. The coding region runs from base 1 to 6942 and encodes 2313 amino acids. Gene Ontology annotation, biological process: amino acid activation for nonribosomal peptide biosynthetic process; secondary metabolite biosynthetic process. Gene Ontology annotation, molecular function: phosphopantetheine binding; catalytic activity.
AUGUCUUCCUCACUGGAGGCAAUUUGCGCCAAUGUCCUCCAAAGGGACUUGACAGCUGAAGACAAUGCGCGAUCAUUCCUUGCACUGGGUGGUGACUCAUUACUAGCCAUCAAAGUGCUAGCCCAGUGUAGGAGCCAAGGCAUCACAAUCAAUAUCGCCGACAUAAUGAGCGCACCAACGUUGCAAUCGUUAUAUGACCUUGUUCCAGGGGCCUCAGAUACCGACACAUCCAACACCACACACGAUGACAGUAUGAGCUCGGAUUCAGAAGCUUCCAUGCCCUCGACGGAAGUUGGCUCGGUUUAUAUGGAUGAUCUCGCUCAUGAUAUCGAAGAGAAGCUGUUGGCGCUCGCCGUGUCUAGUAAUAGCCACAUCCAGGCUGUUUUCCCCUGUUCGGCCAUCCAAGAAAGAAUAAUUGUCAGCCAAGUGCAGAAUCCUCAUCUAUACUCUUGCUCUUUUGUUCUCAAAUUUACACAUCUCCAUUCUGGGCUUCCUGUCAGCGCAAAGCAAAUUGAGGAGGCUUGGAGUGAAGUUGUCAAGCGCCACUCCAGUCUGCGCACUGUUCUGGUUGAGAGCACCCAGAGACCUGGCCAUCACAACCAAGUCAUCCUGGAUGAUAUCAUACCUGAUGUGAAAAUGUAUGAAGGCUUAGCACAUCUUGCGAGUCCAGCGUUUGAUGUGCGCAGGCCCGUUACCUUUCAGUCGCACUAUGUUCCGCAUCGUGUUCAGCUUGUUCAAGCAUCGCAGUCCGAGGUUUGGAUGAAGUUGGAGAUUUCCCAUUUACUUGUAGAUGGGCAGUCAGCAGAAGUCCUUCUGAGAGAUCUGAGUGAUGCUUAUCAUGGCCACAAACUGUCUGCUGCACCAUUAUCUUACGGCGAAUAUGUCUCUUCAUACCUCCAGGGAGCGUUGCAUUCCACCACAAACUCAAAAAAAGAUGAAGGUGUUACACCCGAUGUUGCGCCAUUAAUGAUCGAGAUGGAUUGCCCAAAUGAAGAGCUGUCGGGUUUUGGAACAGUUAGUCGCAACAUACAUCUUAGCUCUCAGCUGGUGCAAGCUGCUUGCGCUCGAAACUCAGUUACUCUCGCCACGGUCUGCCAGCUGGCUUGGGGACUUGUACUGCGGUGCUACGGAGGAGCAGACAAUGUCUGUUUCUCCUAUGUUAAUUCCGGUCGAUCCAUGUCAAUUCCUGGUGUUCAUGAUGUGAUUGGCCCAAUUGUUCAAACAUCGUUAUGUUCAAUCCAAUUGACCGCGGCCGAUUCAGUGUCCGACGUCCUGCAGAAGCUCCAUAAGGAUUCGUUGCAGGCACUAUCAGCAGUAUCGCCUCUAGAAUCUACAGGCGCCACAUCGAAGUCGGCCCGACAACUCAGCAACACAACGAUGUCUUUCCAACGUGCUGUGGAUGACCGUCCCGUCCAGAGAGCGAACUUGUCCGUAGUGAUUGAGGCUAAAGCCAACCCGACCGAUUAUGAUAUCUCCUUAGACAUUUCAUCGACACCAGAGGGUUUAUCUAUCUCUCUUGACUUUUGGAGAUCGAGACUAGCUGACGAGAGAGCCGAGACAAUCCUUGGUGCUUUUGAAUCCGCAAUCAGAGCCAUCAUAGAUGAUCAAAAUGCCAAAAUCUCAGACAUCAGCUUACUAGGAGCAGAUGAUGUCCGACAAUUAGCGCAGUGGAACUCAGCUAUUCCUAAGCCACGGCGGAUCUGUCUUCAUGAAAAAGUUCUUGAAAUUUCGAAGCUUCAGCCUAGCGCUACUGCUAUCAAUUCCUGGGAUGGAGACCUCACAUACGCUGAACUCACAGCCCAAGCCUCGACGCUGGCACAUCAUCUGCAAAAGAGCCUCCGUGUGAGCUCUGAGAAAUUUGUUGGUAUCUGUAUUGACAAAUCAAAAUGGGCGAUAAUUUCCAUGCUGGCUGUUCUAAUGGCAGGCGGAAUCGUCGUCCCUCUGGGCGUCUCGCAUCCCAGGGCGCGCGUCAAGGCACUUCUCACAGACACCAGAGCAGUGGCUCUGCUCGUUGAUUCCAAGCAUUCUGAGCGACUUGCGAAUUUGGAAUUAGAGCACACUCGCUCGUUGACUGUGGAUCAACGGCUCUUUGAUUCUUUACCCAGUCUGACUGAGCCCCCGGUCUCUAGUGUCACGCCAGAUAAUGCUGCUUGGGUUAUCUAUACAUCCGGAAGUACUGGAAUGCCCAAGGGUGUGGUUUUAUUGCAUCAGAAUAUCUCAACGAGCAUCAUCGCUCAUGGCGCUGCUUUUGGCACAAACUGCAACACUCGUGCAGCUCAAUUUGCUGCCUUCACAUUCGAUGUCAGUCUCUCUGAUAUCUUCAUGACUCUUUUCCACGGUGGAUGUGUCUGUGUAUUAUCUGAGGACAGCCGUAUGAACAGCCUCCAGGCAACACUCAAAACACUAGCUGUCAAUUACGUCAACUUGACUCCAACAGUUCUCGGUCUUCUGGAUCCAGCUGAACUACCAGAUAUCCGCACUGUUGUUGCCGGGGGAGAAGCCCUGAAUCCAGCGAUUGUUGAAAAGUGGUCGCCUCAUGCUCGAGUAUUCAACUCGGUCGGUCCCUCUGAGUGCACUAUUAUUGCUGUCGCAUCUGGGCCUCUCACAGACCCUACUCAAGCAGCGAAUGUCGGCUAUCCUACCGGCACUCGGCUAUGGGUAACACUACCCACUGAUCCAAACCAACUGUGUCCCGUCGGAGUCCCGGGCGAGCUUCUUAUCGAAGGCCCGAUGCUUUCAAGGGGUUACUUAAAUGAUGCCGAGAAAACGGCGGCAGCGUUUAUUGAAAACCCCUCCUUCAUCAAAUACCUUCAGGCUCGCGACUCUGUAUGGAAAUCUCAAUUUCAAGGUAGCACGCACAGAAUAUAUCGCUCGGGUGAUCUGGUUCGGCAGCUCAAAGACGGAUCAUUGGUCCAUAUGGGCCGACGCGACACCCAGGUCAAAAUUAGGGGACAACGAGUGGAAAUUGGUGAGAUUGAAUACUGGAUUACCCAAUGUCUGAAGAACGUCCGUCGAGUUGCUGUCCUAGUUGUUGAGCGAGGGCGAGGAAAGGAGCAAAAGUCACUGGUUGCUGCUGUUGAAUUCGCCGAGCAUAGUGAUUUCUCCGAGCAGUCAGACUUGAAUCAAGAGAAAAUCUCUGAAGAUUCCUCGGCCCCGCGACUGCUUCCUUGUACAGCUUCCUUGUCUGGGGUAUUGAAUGAGCUACGGACGGCGCUCAUGGAGCAUUUGCCCCCUUACAUGUCACCCUCAAUCUAUGCGCCAGUCACCCAGCUCCCUCUCAAUCCUUCAGGCAAAAUUGAUAGGCGGGCAGUUGCUCACUUUAUCAAUGAGCAGGAUGAUUCGCAACUACAGCAGUAUCUUGCUGUUGGCAAGCACUUCAAGGAGCCCUCGACAGAAACAGAAUACAAGCUCCAGGCUCUUUGGGCAAACAUUCUCGGUAUAGAUGCAUCACAAAUCAGUGCAGAUGGUCAUUUCUUCCAUGUUGGAGGUGAUUCUGUGGCCGCCAUGCGGGUCGUGGCAGCUGCUCAAGACGUGGAAUUGGACUUGCGUGUUGCGGAUAUCUUUGAACACCCGAGCCUCUUUGAUCUCGCGCGUGUCGUGGAAAACCGCAUCCUAGCAGAAGUUGACGAUGAAGCACCGGCUCCUCUCAGUAUCUGGAGGGAGGCCCUGCAUAUCGAAAUUGGCGAAGAAGACAACAGAAUUUCCCAAAUUGCGCAGUUUUGCGGGUUGGAAACGCAACUAAUCGAAGAUAUUCUUCCUUGCACUGCUCUCCAGGAAGGCUUAAUUGCCCUUACAGCGCAGCAACCGACUGCCUAUAUUGACCGUCAAGUAUUUGAUUUAGCUGCAACAGUAGACAUUCCUCGGUUCAAGUCUGCUUGGGAGACCACUAUUAAUGAGACCUCAACUCUACGGACACGCAUUGUGUCCAGCCCUGAGUUCGGAACACUGCAAGUCAUCUCGAAACCUGGAGAAGUCGAUUGGCACCAAUCAUCAUGUCUGGACGAAUACCUUGAAAGUGACAGGCAGGCCGGCAUGGGAAUCGGAUUACCUUUGAAUCGCUUCGCUCUCAUAAGUGAGCCCCAUGGACGGCAAUAUUUCGUGUGGACAGCUCAUCACAGCACUUAUGAUGGAUGGAGCAGAGGCCUCGUUCUGCAGAAGACUGCCGAUAUUUACCUUGGGCAAGCAUUUGCACAAACCACUCCAUUCUCUCACUUUAUCAAGUACAUUCAAAGCCCACAGUUGCAGAGUGGAACAGUUUCAUACUGGCGGGAACAGCUUGGAGGAGCUGCAAGUGCUGAAUUCCCCGCCGCUCCAAGUGCAAACUACCAGCCUCGUCCGAAGCACCGUCAUCGACACAAUAUUCAUCUGGGCCAAAGGGGCACCUCCACAGAGAUCAUGCUUCCUGAUCUUCUUCGUGGCGCUUGGGCUUUGGUUGUGCAUCCCCAUGUUGGAAAGAUCGAUCCUAUCUUUGCUGUGGCCCUUUCGGGACGCAAUGCGCCAGUCCGCAACGUGACUAGUAUCGCCGGGCCUACGCUAACCACUGUUCCUGUGAGGAUCUUCAUUGACCCUGAACAGAAUGUGGAAAAUUUCUUGCAAAGUGUGCGAGAGCAGGCCGUCAAGAUGAUCCCCUACGAACAUACUGGUCUCCAGCGGAUCAAGAAGAUGUUACCAGACCUUGCAUCGGCAGUCGACCUGAAACAUCUGUUUGUUGUUCAGCCAGCCAACGAUGACGAGAGACGGUUCAAGAUUCCUGGAGUCCGUGAUCACGUUGUUGCUGUCGAUGAAUUUGACAGCUACGGGCUUAAUGUUGAAUGCACACUCUCAGGCGGAUCUGUGAAGAUUGACUUUCGCUUCGAUGCAAAGAUGAUGACCCCUGCGCAGGUCAUGCGCCUGGCAAGCCAGUUCGAAUCGAUAGUUCACCAGCUACGUUCUGAAGCGAAUGCUACACUCAAAAUCAAAGACAUCGAUGUUUUAAGUGGCGAGGACAUCAAUCAGCUGAAACAUUGGAACUCUGAGCCUCUCCCAAGUCCGCUUAGGGAAACCUUGCAUGGCCUUAUCGCUUCUGUUGCUCUAUCCCAGCCUCAAGCAACCGCCAUUGAGUCUUGGGACGGGAGAUUGACAUAUGAGCAACUAGAUUCAUUUGCGACAGUCCUGUCUCAGCAUCUAAACGAUCUGGGAGUUGGACCGGAAAUUGCUGUUCCCGUCUGCAUGGACAAGUCAAUGUGGGCUAUGGUUUCCUUCUUGGCCGUUUUGCGUGCCGGUGGCGUUGUGGUUCCUCUUGGAGUCGAUCACCCCUUGCCACGUAUCAGCAGUAUCCUGGCAGACACCAAAGCCAAGGUUAUUCUGGUCGACUCGCAUCAGGCCAGUCGCCUAGAGCCAUUGAUUUCUUCGCAUGCGUUGACAUCCUUCCUCAUCAACUCGGAAUCUCUUGGAGCCCUUCCGCUGAGCUCCUCGGCUUCGCGGGUCGCUGUUACGCCAGAUAAUGCAGCAUGGAUUGUUUUCACCUCCGGAUCCACCGGUCAGCCGAAGGGUGUAGUGCUCACACAUUCAAGCUUAUCUACGGCUGUCAAGAUCCAUGGUGCCCGAUUCGGUCUUGGGUCUCAGACUCGGACAAUCCAGUUCGCCACGCAUACUUUCGACGCGGUCAUUCAAGACUACUUCACCACUCUCAUCAGCGGGGGCACAGUUUGCGUACCAUCUGAAGAUGACAGAAUGAGCAACCUUGCAGGUAUUAUGAGGGAGAUGAAUGUCAAUUUUGCCAACCUGACUUCGACUGUUGCCCGCCUUAUCACUCCUGAAAGUGUACCGAGCUUGAAAACACUGGUUCUUGCCGGCGAACAAAUUCAGAACUCAGUUGUCGAGACCUGGUAUAAGCACGCAGAUGUGCUUAAUGUCUAUGGACCGGCCGAGUGCUCCAUUAACUCCACAUGCAAUGGGCCCAUCGUAGACGUCGCAGACGCACAGAGUAUCGGCCACGGUAUGGGGUCGCACAUUUGGAUAGCUAAUCCAUCGAACCCCCAGCAGCUCAGCGCGGUCGGGACACCUGGUGAGAUUCUCAUUCAAGGUCCAGGCCUAGCUCGGGAAUACCUUGGUGACAAAACCAAAACCGAUGCUGUAUUCAUUCACAACCCUGCGUUUGCGAGCCAUAUCGGCCUUUCAGAAUGUCAUCUGUACCGAACCGGAGAUAUGGGUAAACAAACCGAAGAUGGCAAGAUUCUGUACCUGGGCCGUAUCGACACCCAGAUCAAAAUCCACGGACAGCGUGUUGAGGUUGGGGAAAUUGAGCACUGGAUCGGACAUCAUCUUCCAAACGUCAAGCAUGCCGCGGUUAUCGCUAUUUCGCGUGGCGUGGAUAGCCAGAUCCGUCUUGCCGCUGUCAUCGAGUUCCGAAAUGGGAACAAAGCAGACUCCGGCGCUUUUGGUCAAUUGAAGAAAAUUCUGGGAUCACAACUUCCCAGCUAUAUGGUGCCCAGCUUAUAUAUCCCUGUUGACCAAGUUCCUUUGACUGUCUCUGGUAAACUUGACAGACGCGCUAUUCGAGACAUGGUUGAAAAUAUUCCGAAGACGCAGCUGGAACAGCACCUUGCCGGCGAGGUUAUAGAGGCUCGUCUCCCACCUUCAACGGCGAUGGAAAAGACGAUGCAGCGAAUAUGGGCAAAUGCCAUGGGCGUGGAGCUUGACUUUGUUGGGGCCCAUGACGACUUUUUUCAACUGGGAGGCGACUCUGUGGUCGCCAUGCACGUCUCUGCUAUGAGUCGUCAAGAUUCGUCCAUCGGCAGUCUCUCUGUCGCCGAAAUCUUCCAGCAUCCGCGUCUCUCGGACCUGGCGAAGUUUUUAGAGGAAAGGGAAGCAAGGGAGGACGACAAUCAGAUGGAGCUCUUAAAGGACGAGGAAAGUCCGUUUGCAUUGCUUCAGGAGGCGCUGGAUCUAGGAUCAUUAUGA